This is a messenger RNA of Ostrinia nubilalis (European corn borer), 1812 nucleotides long. RefSeq names its product sulfotransferase 1B1-like. Gene Ontology annotation, molecular function: sulfotransferase activity. Lineage: Eukaryota; Metazoa; Arthropoda; Insecta; Lepidoptera; Crambidae. The transcript has 7 exons. Gene Ontology annotation, cellular component: cytoplasm. Bases 41 to 1072 code for a protein of 343 amino acids. Gene Ontology annotation, biological process: sulfation. The record is from RefSeq and is a predicted model, not a curated record.
AUAGGCGGCACAUCUCGUUUUCGCGAGUGCAGGUUGGAAGAUGGCACCAGAACCGGAGCUGCCGUAUGAAAUCGUCAACGUGAGUGCUGAUGAAGAGAAAAUCAUUAGGAAGUGCUUGACAGGGUACACGAAACCCUUCGUGCGAUGCGGGAAGCAGGGCUACGUGAUGCCUGGUGCCUUCAGGAAGCACGCGGAGGCGAUUUACAACAUGGAGGUGCGACCAGACGAUGUAUGGGUCAUCACGUUUCCACGAUCAGGUACAACAUGGACGCAAGAGCUUAUAUGGCUGGUGGAAAAUGAGUUGGACUUCAAAACUGCAAAAGAGAAACCACUCUAUGAGAGGUUUCCCAUGCUAGAAACCACAUCCCAAAUACCGGAGAUAGCCUUCGACCUGAUCAAGGCGAACUUCAUGAAUCUCAAGCACUUCCAAGGUCUAAACGACGCAGUCAGGUGUCCCAGCCACCAGCUGAUCGACCAGGCUCCCUCUCCCCGGUUCAUCAAGACCCACCUCCCCCUAUCCCUCCUCCCCCCCUCUUUGCUGAGCACAGCUAAAGUGGUAUACGUAGGGAGGGAUCCGAGAGAUGUGGCGGUGUCGUACUACUAUUUACACAAAAUGGUCGCGAAGAACAUGAUGCGGUGUAACUUCGUGCAUUUUUGGGAGGCGUUCAGAAGAGAUCUGUUGCCGUGGACACCAAUAGUAGCCCACACGAACGAGGCGUGGAAGCAACGACAUCAUCCGAAUCUUCAUCUAGUUUUCUACGAAGAACUAAUUAAGGAUCUCCCGAAGGAAGUCCGCCACAUCUGCAAGUUCCUGGGACGAGAGUACUCUGAUGCUGAGAUCCAGAACCUGGCCAACCACCUUAGCUUCGACAGCCUCCGAAAGAACAAGACUGUCAACAACACAGUCGCUGACAAUGGCGUACAGUUCGUAAGGAAAGGAGAGGCUGGAGGAUGGAGGGAACACUUCGAUGACAAAAUGGAGCUGCAAGCUGAAGAGUUCCUGGAGGAGCGCCUGCGGGGACUGGACCUCCGGUACCCCUCGAUACCUAUGGAGGAAAUAACGCAUUUAUAGUCCAUGCUAGUCUUUUAGUUUUAAGUAAGUUUCUCGUAUAAGCUUUGUUUCAAGCUGAAAUACUCUUAUGUAAAGCGAGAAGUAGGGCUCUUUCAUUACGUUUUGGGAAGGUCUUCAGUCGUGCGUUUGCAAGAUCGCAAACUUUGUUGGUAAUUGUUAUUUUUAUUCUAACGCAGUUUCCAUACGAUUUUCCGUGUGAGGAUCUUGCAAAUAGGCGACUAGGUCCAGCUUAAAAUGUCUAAUUUGAAAGAGCCUCUACGGGCUCAUCAUCGCUAAUAUUAUGGCUUAUAUUAACCAAUAACAAACAACUGCUGGACAUAUGCCCCCAUAUGAAGCGCCACGCGAUCAUGAGCUUUUUGUUUAGAUACAGCCUUGAAAGUCAAUCGCUCGUCUUUAAGCUACUUUUCAGAUAAAUAACUAAAUAAAAAUAAUCUACCUCAGUCCACUGCAGGACAAAAUAAUAAUAAAAUAAAUAGGAUCCUAACAAUAAAAUUAAUUGCUGCCCAUUUUGGAUAAUCCUUGUGGAUGUUUUUACUUUUUGUUAGUUCCUUUUCUUAUGUUUGUGUAAUUUAAUAAUCCAGUAAGUUGUUUUUUAAUAUUAUAAUACUACUUUGACUUCCUAUGUUUAUUUAGAUAUUGUUAAUAUUAUUUUAUAAGAUUAUUUGUAAGUAGAUAGUCGCUAAUAGCAAAAGUAAGUUCCUAUUUGUUGUAUAGAUAGAGCAACUUUAAAUAAAUUAAUU